Molecule: messenger RNA, 2915 nt
Organism: Alternaria rosae
Lineage: Eukaryota; Fungi; Ascomycota; Dothideomycetes; Pleosporales; Pleosporaceae
Exons: 1
Coding region: 198-2729 (843 amino acids)
Source: RefSeq, a predicted model, not a curated record
UGAUCGCACGUUAGCGCAAGGCUGCCGCCGUGUCCGGUCUUUCUCACCUUCACUUCGUGCACGGCCCACGUCCUGCUAGCCCGCUUAGCCUACUGCCAUUGUCGUAAUCUUCUCGUUGUCUUCGUCGCUACCUUGACCGCUAUUCAGCUACCAAGUGUCUGCUCAUUGCAACACCCGCGAGCCAAGUGCUGCAAGCCAUGCAGGCUACCGAGCACUUUCCCCCGCAUAUGCUUCCAGACUCGGAAUGGGAAGAGUUAGGACAUUGCGUACCCGGUCACUACAAGGUCACCACUCACUCACCGCCGUGCACAUGCAUGGUCUGCCAAUCACAAUAUCGCCUCUACGAAAAGCAGCGUUUUGACGAAUAUGCCUACACGAAGGCGAUCGAUAACCACGAUGCGCAAAGUCUGCUUUCCAAGUACGUCAAACAUAUGAAAGAAGAUCAAAAGUACAUGAAGGACAGUCUGCAGUGUUAUGGUGAUGCACUAUUGAACUGGUGGCGAACGCGACGCCCAAAUGGUAGAAAGGCAUUUCUCGAACAGGUGUCUCCGGAACUUCCCAAAUCCAAGGAAGCGCAAGUCGACUAUCAAUGCAAAAGGUUUAAAUUAGCAGAUGCCGGAUUUAUGAGCACACAACAUCUGUUAGAGACCAAGCGCGCGGACAGGAAACGAAACCGACAAGCGUUCCUAUUACCUUACUUGAACGUACCUACACUGGCGAAAGAUUCAUUCACACUGCUCGGUCUCCUCCAAGCCCGUACUAGCUCGCCAUUCGAGGACUGGGCAGUCUUCGACAACGACCAGCUAACGUUGAACUGGAACUGCGGCUUUCUAGAUGUCAACUUCAACCGAGGUUGUGUAAUACUCUACGGUCCAGAUUACGGGAAGCUCAAGAGGUGGAAUGCUGAUUUAGCUCAUCGGCGCGACGCCAUGGGAUUUCCCCGCGCUGAGCUUCUGCUUGAGGCACAAGCGACUCUCCUGCGAAUACUAAGGCAUAUCAUGACUAAGGCUCUCGAGCGCAUGAGCUCUAGCGCUACUAUACCUCAGGGCACCGAUCUGCUCACGCACUCGCUAUCAUCGGGCCGAACUUCGUCUCAGACUGAUGCGGCAUGGUCCAGCUACGUCCAUCAGCCGUCUUCUGCACCACCACGCCUCGAUUUCGCCGCCCUCACAUCAGAGGUACGCACCCGGCUUGACGAUAUUCACGAUCACUUAUGGCUGUUGCAGACCGAGCCGAUAUACCUACGUCGGUAUCUACGGCUCAUCGGUCAGGCCUCAUCAAUAGAUGCCCAUAGAAACACUGACUGGGGUGCUGAGAUACUGUUGGCUGAGGUCAAAGCGAUCGUCGACACUUACUGGUUCUGGCAAGGCGUAGCUGACGAGUUGGACAUUAUCACGUCGAUCUAUAACCGAUUCCGCGACCAGAUCGCUCCAGGCUCACCUUUGCCGGUCAAUUACGAGAAGGCUCUGGGGUCAUUGGAAGCCAUGCUGGCACAGGGUAUUGACCUGCGAGCACUGCAGCUUUCGGCACUCAAGCAUGAACGUCCAGCCUUCUCUGAUUUGUACGAAUACAUAUACGACCCCGCACAUAGAUCCACUUUGUCGUCUCUCAAGAAGACACCUGAUAUGCCUAGAAAGGAGGACGAGUACAAGACGCACCGCCUGUGGUGGUGUCUGGGCAACAUGCUUGGCGACUACGAUAUGCCUACGCGGGUGCCCUACCCCAUGUUGCUCGGCAUGCUGGACGAUCAUCUCCAGUCCUCCGACGCCAAAGAACGGAAGAAGAUGGAUGAGAUCAUGUACGAACGCUUCUCAGACUACGCCACGAUGCUCAAGCUUUUCGAGUCCCUCCGCUUCCAUCGUCCAAGCUACGCAAAAAGGGAUGCGGAAGACUGUAAGCUUACGGAAGAUCGCCUCGGAUGGAGACGUAUACGUCUGGCUGAUCCCAUUCUGGGUCCUGUUUCCAGGCUACUAGGCAGUCUCAGAACGUUACAGAGGACACAACCACCGGCCGGCGGCAAGACCCGGAAGUGGUUAGAGGCAUUCAACGCUGACCAUGCUGCCGCGCAAAAUUUCUGGCUGACAUUCUCUACGUCUUUUGAGAAAUGGCACGAACGGUGUAAGUUCAGCGUCGAAGACACGAGAGCCUCGGUGAAAGUGCUGGGGUUCUGGAAGAGCGAAGACUACGAGAAACUUCUCCAGGCGAAGCGAAAAGCUGUGCUUUCGGAUAUCGAGAAGCGCACCAACCGCGUUGGCGAUAGUGCAUUUCUACCUUUGCCGCUAUCUGCUCCCAACACAAUGGAAGUUGAUGCACACAAAGUCAAGGACAAAAUCAAGACGCACGGCGAAGUCAAAGCUGACACGCCGGCGCCUCCGCGCCCCGAGGACGUAGCGAGUUCAUCAAAGCUGAUUCCCGUGCCAAAACGUGCGCUCUCCAUAUUCCGCAGCAUGUUUCCGGACACCUUACAAGAGCGCUCCGCCGAGAUCGCUUGGCACGCGUUUGUGCUCAGUAUGACCGAUGCUGGCUUCUCUUCCCACAACGCCGGUGGCUCGAUCGUCAUCUUCGAGGAGAACGCUGGCCCUGGUAAGAUCAUCUUCCAUCGCCCGCAUCCAUCAUCGAAGGUCGAUCCGAUCAUGUUUCAGGGUAUGGGUCGUCGCAUGAACAAGCACUUUGGAUGGAACAGGGAGACGUUCGCUAUGGCUGCUAAGGUUGGCAAGGCUGGAGGAUAGAUGGUUUGAGUUCGGAGAGAUGAGGGGUUGGUGUAUCGGCUUUGCAAUAUGGAUUGAGAAGACAUGGAUAUUAGUGUCGCUGGGUUUCAGGUUCUCAAGACUUCCUGGAGAAUUGUUUGGCCGCUAAUCCGCUUCUAAGCGCUCUUUCACUAUAUUGAGUGGUGGAUAUGACAUGCUGCGUACAUU